AUGCAUAAUCUCUGGUCUCUUCCAGAAGACAUCUCAGAAAUCAUAAUUGGUUUCUUGCCAGUGCAAUUUCUACAUUUCCUCUUGGAUGAGUUAUCCAAUUGUCCAGAUUUCCGAUCCCACCCAUUGCUAGACCCCGUAGUCAGAGGCAUUUGUCGAAACCGGUUCAUACUCUCUGAACUGGAUGAAUCUAUUGGAGAGGUUCUCAAAUUGGCCAAUCUUCACCCGGCCACCACAUGUCCAAUUGGUGUUGACUUCAAGUUUGACUCAUAUAACGAGAGUGAAACGGAGAAUUUCUUGCUACUCUUAAAAGAUCCUUAUUUGCACCCAUUGAGAGACGUCCAUGUACUGGUGGAAAAAGACAACUUCUUCCAGGACGGAAUAUAUCGUUUCUGUCUGUCCACAGAUAUUCUUGCUCCGUGCAUGUCUGAGUUGUCACUUAACUUCUCGUCUAGUACAUACAAGAACUUCAUCGACCAUAUUUUCCUGGCCAUGCCCACCUUCUCCAAGCUUAAGAAACUUCUGCUUACGUACUCAGAUUCUUGUCAGGAAUACAUUCAGAUAAAGAUCCCUGACUCCGUGGAGCAUUUGCAUAUCGAUUCAAAUCUGGUGUUUCCUGUUUGCUGGCCCAAAUCCAUGAACUCUCUAACAUACUUCCAAAAUGACAAAUGCUUAGACUUAUCCAGAUGUUGGAACUUGGAAUCUCUCGAAUUAUACCAGGACAAUCCAGACUUCUCAUGUGUACUUCCACCAACACUUCAGCAUUUGUCAUUAUCCAACACAACCUCAGAGUCGUUGGAGAACAUAGAUCUUUCCACCUUACCUUAUCUCCAGUCGUUGAGAUUGGCUCUGCUGCCUCACCUCCAUACUAUUGCUAAAGUGAAGUUUCCUGUCACUUUAAAGUCUUUAGAGGUGGAGGACUGUCCAAUUGGCCACCUGGAAUCUAAUUUGAAAGCCUUUGGUCUGAUUUUGAACUUGUCACUCAAAGCCACUCAUUUAAGUCCAGAAAUUUUGGAACUAGUAUGCUUUACUGAGUUGGAAAAGCUCACAUUAGCUGACUCUCGGUUGAAAGCCCUUCCUGAUUUGUCCCAUUUAUCUAAUCUUCAAGAGCUUAUCGUUUUGGAUAGUUCGAUGACUACAUUAUUAGGUUCAUGUCUUCCUGGAAAUCUUGAAAAGCUCAAUGUCACUUCCAGGAACACUUUCACGGUCUUGAACCUCCCUUCAUUGCAUUACUUGACGUUGCAGAACGUUUGCUUGGACCAUAUUCAGUUUCCCUCAUCUCUUGAGGAACUUACCCUAUCACAUACCAGCAUUUCUAAAGAAAAUUUUUCAUCUCAGAGGACUUCAUUCCAGAAUUUUCAAUUUCCUCAGUCUUUGAGACUUUUGAGUAUAACUCGCUCUCCAUGGAUUGUCAACGGACUUGAUUUACCUUCUUUACUUACGGAUUUGAGUCUUAGAGGAAAUUCAUUGCAUUCACUUAAGGAAAUUCACAUUCCUCACAUCAAGAAACUCGAUGUUUCGGAGAAUGAUUUGGCAGCUAUAAACUGUAAUCAUUUGCCUCCAACUUUAAGGGACUUGCGAAUUUCUAAAGAAAUGAUAUUUGAACAUUCUAGUGACCCUAAAACGUCCUUAGGUACAUUUGGUCUUCUAUGUGAGAACACUAACGCAUUUCCAGAAAGUUUGAAUAUGAUGGAUGCUGGAGGAAAAGACUUACGUGUGCUCUAUUCAGACAUCUCGCAUAGGGAAGUGUUUGUAUGUAGAUGA
Sungouiella intermedia is the source of this 1761-nucleotide messenger RNA. The record is from the annotation of a GenBank genome assembly. Lineage: Eukaryota; Fungi; Ascomycota; Pichiomycetes; Serinales; Metschnikowiaceae.